Molecule: messenger RNA, 2688 nt
Organism: Trichogramma pretiosum
Lineage: Eukaryota; Metazoa; Arthropoda; Insecta; Hymenoptera; Trichogrammatidae
Gene: ThrRS
Product: threonine--tRNA ligase, cytoplasmic
Exons: 7
Coding region: 371-2506 (711 amino acids)
Biological process (GO): threonyl-tRNA aminoacylation
Cellular component (GO): cytoplasm
Molecular function (GO): threonine-tRNA ligase activity; ATP binding
Source: RefSeq, a predicted model, not a curated record
AAUAAAAUUACUAACAUACUACGUCGGUCAGCGCCAGCAUGAAAAGUCGCAUGCUGUAUGCGAGCGCAAAACAGCGCGAGAAUCGAUAUUUAAAGCGCUGCGACUCCGAAAUUGUUACUUUUUUUGUCUAUUAAAAAACUCGAUUCUCCCGCGCCACUGUCUAUGCUAUGGUGUAAAAGCACCUGAUGAAAUUUUUGCUGCGAGCGACGUCACUCGCUGUGUGUAUAAUAUACAGUUUCUCGGUUCUUCAGCCACAUAAGCGCAUGCGAGUGCCACAUUUAGGUGAAAAACAGCAUUGCACGAGUACACACGGCCAGUAUACAGUCAUCAGAGUCCAACGUCAUAACAUCAAUCGAAGUUAUAUCUCAGGAUGGCAGACGAGGUAGCAGCGGGUCUGCAAAACGUCAGCGUCAGCGGAAACAAGAAAGACAAGUCAAAAAUGAAGCAGAAAGCAGCUAAUCCUGAAAAAAGUGGGGUCAAAGAACUUAACCCAUGGCCUACUUAUAUUCAGGAAAGAAUAAGUUUGUUUGACAAACUUAAAGCAGAAUAUCAGGCAGAAAUUGCCUCCAAAACACCAGAGGAGAUCACGGUUACCCUGCCUGAUGGUAAGACUGUUAAAGCUGAGUCAUGGCGUUCAACUCCUUAUGAUGUGGCCAAAGGUAUAAGCCAAGGUUUGGCUGACAGCACUAUCAUUGCCAAAGUCAAUGAUGAAUUAUGGGAUUUGGACAGACCCCUGGAAGCUGACUGUAAGCUACAGCUUCUCAAGUUUGACAAUCCAGAAGCUCAAGCUGUUUUCUGGCAUUCGAGUGCUCACAUUCUUGGUGAAGCUUUGGAAAGAGUUUAUGGUGGUUGUUUAUGUUAUGGUCCACCCAUUCAAGAUGGUUACUAUUAUGAUAUGUACACUGGUGAAAAAGGUAUUUCAGUUGAUGAUUAUCCCUGCCUUGAUUCACUGUUCAAAAACAUAGUCAAGGAGAAACAGCCUUUUGAAAGGCUGGAGAUGAAAAAAGAAGAUUUAUUAGAAAUGUUCAAGUACAAUGAAUUCAAAGUUAGAAUUUUAAAUGAAAAAGUUAAAACCCCUACUACUACAGUAUACAGAUGUGGUCCACUGAUCGAUUUGUGCCGAGGCCCACACGUUCGUAAUACCGGUAAAAUCAAAGCCGCCAAAGUAACGAAAAGCUCGUCCGCCUAUUGGGAGGGUGACGCGAAAGCCGAGACACUCCAACGAGUUUACGGUAUCAGUUUCCCAGACUCCAAACUGCUCAAAGAGUGGGAGAAAAUUCAAGAGGAAGCGGCGAAACGCGAUCAUCGUAAAAUUGGCAAAGAGCAGGAGCUGUUCUUUUUCCACGAGUUGUCGCCCGGUUCGUGCUUCUUCCAACCUCGCGGAGCACACAUUUACAAUACCCUCAUUGAAUUCAUUCGUGGCGAGUACAGAAAGAGAGGCUUUCAAGAAGUUGUCACGCCCAACAUUUACAACAGUAAAUUAUGGCAGACUUCUGGCCAUUGGCAACAUUACGCAGAAAACAUGUUCUCGUUCGAUGUUGAAAAGGAAACAUUUGCGCUAAAGCCCAUGAAUUGCCCAGGUCACUGCAUGAUCUUCGAUGUCCGAAAUCGGUCGUGGAGGGAAUUGCCUCUCCGCAUGGCUGAUUUUGGUGUGCUGCAUCGUAACGAACUUUCCGGUGCCCUGACCGGUCUGACGCGCGUACGUCGUUUCCAGCAAGACGACGCCCACAUUUUCUGUACGGCGGAACAAAUAAAAAAUGAAGUCACCGGUGCCUUGGAUUUCCUUGACAAGGUCUACUCGGUCUUUGGUUUCAGCUUCAACUUGUGCCUUUCGACGAGGCCUGAUAAGUAUAUGGGAGAGAUCGCCGUUUGGGACGCCGCGGAAAAAUCCUUGAGCGAGAGUCUCGACGCUUUCGGCAAGCCCUGGACUUUGAAUCCCGGCGAUGGUGCUUUUUACGGACCCAAGAUUGACAUUACGAUUUUGGAUGCACUCAAGAGAGCUCAUCAGUGCGCCACUAUUCAAUUAGAUUUCCAGUUGCCAAUUAGGUUCAAUUUGAGUUAUGUGAACGAAACUGGUGAGAAAACUAGACCAGUAAUCAUUCACCGUGCUAUUUUGGGAUCAGUUGAGCGAAUGAUUGCCAUUUUGACUGAAUCUUAUGCCGGAAAAUGGCCAUUCUGGCUGUCCCCGCGACAGGUGAUGGUUGUCCCAGUUGGUCCAAGUAUCGACGAGUACGCCGAAGAAGUUCGUAAACGUAUUUACGAAGCAGGUUUCAUGGCUGAAGUCGACACCGAUCACGGUGACACGCUUAACAAAAAAAUUAGGAAUGCUCAAUUAGAUCAGUUCAACUUCAUUCUCGUCGUUGGCGAGAAAGAGAAGACUUCGGGUACAGUUAACGUGAGAACGCGAGACAACAAAGUUCACGGAGAGAUUCAAGUUGACGACCUUAUUAAAAAAUUCAACGGUUUCAAGGAAUCAAAGGCAAUGAAUUGCGAAGAAAACUUCUAAAUUACCUCUGAAUUCUAGAUUCUUUUCAUAAAUCAUGAAAAAAAAAUUGCCACCUACUUUUGCUAAAAGUAAUAAAUCCAAUAAUAAGUUUUACACGUAACUAGUACAAAUUUUCACAUUUUUUGUACAAAAAUGAUAGCUAAUUAUUAUGUAAUUAUGAUGCUAAAUAAAAAGAAAAUUAA